This is a messenger RNA of Cyanistes caeruleus (blue tit), 1811 nucleotides long. Lineage: Eukaryota; Metazoa; Chordata; Aves; Passeriformes; Paridae. The record is from RefSeq and is a predicted model, not a curated record.
GCUCUCCUGUUAAAAUCUGCAAUACUGCAUAGGAUAAAUGUCUGUACUGCUCCUUCUACAACAACACUGCAGAAUAGGGAAGAAUCUGCCUGUGCACAGCAUUAUGUCUUCUUCUACUGCAGGAAGAAACUGAAGUGAGAAAUAAGUGACUGAAAAAGAACGAUUUGAAGGAACAGAUUCAUUUCUUAACAAGAUCAAGUUUGAAUUAAAUGGCUGAUAAACAGAUCAGUUUACCUGCCAAGCUGAUCAAUGGAGGGAUAGCUGGGCUGAUCGGGGUCACCUGUGUAUUUCCCAUUGACCUGGCAAAAACUCGCCUGCAGAACCAGCAGAAUGGCCAACGGAUGUACACCAGCCUGUCUGACUGCCUCAUUAAAACAAUUCGGUCGGAAGGCUACUUUGGCAUGUACAGAGGGGCUGCAGUGAACUUGACUCUGGUGACACCAGAAAAGGCUAUCAAACUGGCAGCCAAUGACUUCUUCCGGCAUCACCUCUCCAAAGACGGGAAGAAGCUGACAUUGCUGAGGGAGAUGCUGGCGGGCUGUGGUGCAGGUACCUGCCAGGUGAUUGUCACCACUCCCAUGGAGAUGCUCAAAAUCCAGCUGCAGGAUGCAGGACGCAUUGCGGCACAGAAGAAGCUGAUGGCAGCGCAGGCCCAGCUCUCCUCCGCCGCGGCGGCCGAGCCGGCGGUGGAAACGCGCACCACGGCCACCCAGAUAACCAGGGAGCUGCUGCGGAGCAAAGGCAUCGCUGGACUCUACAAGGGCCUGGGAGCCACGCUGCUAAGGGAUGUCCCAUUCUCCAUUGUUUACUUCCCACUGUUUGCAAACCUGAACAAGCUGGGUCAAAAAGACCCCAAUGUCAAGGCUCCGUUCUACGUGUCCUUCCUCUCUGGAUGUGUGGCCGGCAGUACGGCCGCAGUGGCUGUCAAUCCUUGUGAUGUGAUCAAAACGCGGCUGCAGUCCUUGCAGAGAGGAGUGAAUGAGGACACCUACUCGGGGAUCCUGGACUGCACCAAGAAGAUCUGGCAGAGGGAAGGGCCCACGGCCUUCUUCAAAGGGGCCUACUGCCGAGCCCUGGUCAUUGCCCCUCUCUUCGGCAUUGCACAAGUCGUCUACUUCGUCGGCAUCGCGGAGUUCCUGCUGGACAUGCUCCCCAAGCGCCGGGCCUAGCUCCGCAGUGGCUGCGUGUGCCCUCCCGCCCUCUGCAGCGCUGGAUUCAUCCCCGUGUUCGCCAUCCGUGUCCAUCGAUGUCAGAGCAACAGCACAAAGGGUUCGCGCAGGGACGCGAAGGGACCUGGUGCCCAGAUGGGCAAACCUGGGGAAGGAGAGAGUCCCUUCUCUGCUGCCAUCUGGAACCUGCCCCCUCCCGCUCCUUCCACGGACAAUACUUAAUUAUGCAUCUCUCUCUCUUUUUAAUUUCUUGGUUUUUGGUUUUAAAUUGUCAUUCUUAAGGACACUGGUAAGCACAGAGUGGGCUUGCCGAUGCAGAAGUCUCCUCUCAGUCUUGGGGAGGAGGAGAGAUGGGAAAGAAUUAACUUCAACCCUCAUCCACUCAGUUUCUCUUUCUUCCUGGAGCUGCCAGCUGUCUGAGGAGGAGCUGGAGGGGCAGCCGUGUCCCCUCAACACCUCCUUGGUCUGCUGACCUCGGGUCAAGAGUGAAUGCUGCACAAAGGGGGCUUAUCUUGUUGCUGCUGGAGGCAGGGGUGGGGGGGAUGCUGGAUCUGGCAAGUUCCUUGGCCUGGAAACCUUCAGUCCUCCCUUCUCCCUUUUUAAAAACUAGUUGGACUUAAAUGAAUUCUGAUUGUUCCUAUU